CAAGGCGAUCGAACACAUAUAUGGAAGCUGGGUGCAAUCAUAUCGCGAUCUUCCACGGUGGUUGAUGGCAAUGGAGAAAUGGGUUAGUGGGACCGUUAUCAGGUUCGAGACUAGUCCAACAGCCAUCCAUGGUGAAGUGCACUUCGAGCGUUUGUUUUGGGCUUUCAAACCGUGCAUUGAAGGUUUUGCGCAUUGUAAGCCAAUUGUGCAAGUUGAUGGUACGUUUUUGACUGGAAAAUAUAAGGGGACGUUGUUGUUGGCCGUCGCCCAAGAUGGGAACGAUCAUAUUUUCCCCGUCGCAUACGCAAUUGUGGAAGGGGAGACCAAGGAUGCAUGGAACUUCUUUCUUAAACAUUUGAGAGAGAAUGUCACUCCACAAGAAAAUAUCUGCUUGAUUUCAGAUAGGCAUGCAUCUAUUAAAAGUGCUUUUGAAAACCCUUCAACUGGAUGGAACCACUCUUCGUCGCAUGUGUAUUGCAUUCGACACAUCGCGCAGAACUUUAUGAGGGCUAUCAAAAACAGAAAACUUCGGAAAUAUGCUGUUAACAUGGGGUAUGCACCAAGCGAGCCUACAUUCAUGUACUGGCGGCAUAAGAUUGCGAAAAAAAGUCCAACGGCUUUGGCGUGGGUUGAUGAUCUCCCGAAACCAAAAUGGACGCAAGCAUAUGAUGGAGGUAUCCGGUGGGGUCACAUGACAAGUAAUCUGGCUGAGGCAAUGAACUCAGUGUUCAAGGAUAUCCGCGGGCUACCAAUCACAGCUUUGGUCCAAGCAACAUAUUAUAGGAUGGCAAAACUUUUUGUAACACGAGGAAAGCAGUCAGCAGCUGUGUUUGCUUCUGGUCAACAGUAUACUGAAGCGUGUCAGGAAAGGAUUUCAGAGGCAGUGCAUAAGUCAAACUCACAUGUAGUCAACCAGUUUGAUCGGCAAAAUUAUACAUUUAUAGUGGAGGAAACUGAGGAUCCCCAUGAAGGCCGACCAAUGGAUAUUUUUAAAGUAGAGUUGAAAGAAAAAAUGUGUGACUGUGGAAAGUUCCAGGCUUUACAUUUGCCUUGUUCGCAUGUUAUUGCUGCUUGUUCUCAUGCUAACCUUUCCUAUGAACCAUUCAUUGAUGAUGUCUACAAAGCUGCCACUGUAUUUGCUGUGUAUGACAGACCCUUCCCAGCAGUUCGAAACCAGGGUUUGUGGCCUGAUUAUUUAGGUGACGUUGUUUGCCCCCGCCUCGAUAUGAAAAGAACUAAGAGAGGACGUCCAAAAAAUUCUCGUAUUAGAACUGAAAUGGACGAGUUCGAAAAAAGAGAGAAUCGUUGUGGCUUAUGUCGGGUGCCGGGUCAUAAGUGUCAUGAAUGUCCUAAUGCAGCCGGACCCUCAAAUUAA
Trifolium pratense (red clover) is the source of this 1375-nucleotide messenger RNA. RefSeq lists its product as uncharacterized. NCBI's taxonomy places the organism in Eukaryota, Viridiplantae, Streptophyta, Magnoliopsida, Fabales, Fabaceae. Gene Ontology annotation, molecular function: zinc ion binding. The record is from RefSeq and is a predicted model, not a curated record. The coding region runs from base 65 to 1375 and encodes 436 amino acids. The transcript is spliced from 2 exons.